Molecule: messenger RNA, 5893 nt
Organism: Scophthalmus maximus (turbot)
Lineage: Eukaryota; Metazoa; Chordata; Actinopteri; Pleuronectiformes; Scophthalmidae
Gene: sgsm1b
Product: small G protein signaling modulator 1b
Exons: 24
Coding region: 329-4255 (1308 amino acids)
Biological process (GO): activation of GTPase activity
Molecular function (GO): GTPase activator activity
Source: RefSeq, a predicted model, not a curated record
UGUUAUCCUAUAGGCCACUGUGGCUUUAAAGGGGUGUUGGUUCACUGAGAGGUAGCAGAUAGGUUUAAUUUAGUCGCCGAGAGGACACAUCUCGGCUCCUCGCAUCCUCCCGACUCACUGUUGUCGUGUCACGUCCGUGGCUUUCUGGACAUCCACCCUGAAGGAGCGAGCGAGCGUCGACAGCCGCCGCCACUUCCUGCCCCCGGAGCGAUGGGAGGUGCGGCCGCCGCCGUUAUCAUGUUCCUGUCGCGAGCCUAUCAUCAUCAUCAUCAUCAUCAUCACCGUUAUUAAUUCCCGACACGGCAUCUUUCUGAUCGGCAUAUUCAUCAUGUUUUCUCCCGUGACAGAGGCCGAGACGCGACAGAAACUGCUGCGCAAUGUGAAGAAAGAGGUGAAACAAAUUAUGGAGGAGGCAGUAACAAGGAAAUUUGUGCACGCUGACAGCAGCCACAUCAUAUCCUUCUGUGCUGUAGUCGAGGCCUGUGUGCUUCAUGGACUGAAGCGGCGUAUUGCAGGCCUGCUGUGCAGUAACAAGGUUGCAGCACUCUUUCUGAAGUUGGCAAAAAGCUUUUCACCUGCUGAAGAACUCUGUCACAAGGUCCAUGAGGUGGAACAGCUUAUUGAAAACAGCAAACAGAACAAUUUGUCGCUGACUAACGACCGCAGUCGGCAAUCUAAGUUGUCCAACCUCCCUCCUCAGGCACUGAAACACCUGUGGAUCCGGACUGCACUGAUGGAGAAGCUCUUGGACAAGAUUGUCCUGUACUUGGUAGAGAACAGCAGUGCCUUCUAUGAGAAAGAAGCCAUGCUGAUGGAUCUGGUGGAUGGACCAAUUCUUGCAUCUCUAUUGGUUGGCCCUUGUGCAUUGGAGUACACCAAAGUUAAGACUGCAGACCACUUCUGGACAGACCCAUCCGCCGACGAGCUCGUACAGCGGCAUCGCAUCCAUAGCGGCCACUGUCGACAGGAUUCUCCGUCCAGACGACCUGCCCUGAUCCAGAAGAGACAGUCCAGCGGUAGCAUGGAUGAUCGCCCUCUCAUGUGGGCGAGGGACUACGUUGAAUCGCUCCACCAAAACUCCAGAGCCACACUUCUGUUUGGAAAGAACAAUGUCCUUGUGCAGCCGAGAGACGACAUGGAGGCCAUCCCAGGCUAUCUUUCUCUCCAUCAAACUGCAGAUCUCAUGACACUGAAAUGGACGCCUAAUCAGCUGAUGAAUGGAAAUGUGGGGGAGCUAGAUUCUGAGAAAAGUGUUUAUUGGGAUUAUGCAAUGACAAUUCGUUUGGAGGAGAUUGUGUAUCUCCACUGUCAUCAGCAAGUGAACAGUGGUGGGACUGUAGUUUUGGUGAGCCAGGACGGGAUCCAGAGACCUCCUCUACAUUUCCCCAAAGGAGGCCACAUCCUCCAGUUUCUCACUUGCUUGGAGACUGGCCUGCUACCUCAUGGACAGCUGGACCCGCCGCUCUGGAAUCAGAGGGGAAAGGGAAAAGUCUUCCCCAAAUUGCGAAAGAGGAGUCCACACAGCUCAUGUGAUUCUGUGUCCGAUAAAGAAGAUGAUGAAGCCACCGAUUAUGUGUUUCGAAUCCUCUUUCCCGGCAAUCAGAUGGAGUUCAUGGCUCUAGAUCUGAUGGACCAGGGUGUGAACUUGUGGCAACCCACCCCCAGAAAGUCCUUGUGCUCCUCUUGCUCUCAAAAUGGCUCUUCUGAUGGCUCUCUGCCUAAUGGCUGCAAUCAAGAGAGGGCUUCCUUAAAGCUCCUGUGUGACACCAUGAAGUACCAGAUAAUCUCGCGUGCUUUCUAUGGAUGGCUUGCAUACUGCCGUCAUCUGUCAACAGUUCGUACCCACCUCUCUGCUCUGGUGAACACCACUAUAGUUGACCCAGAUGUGCCCUGUGAUGCUCGAACGGGCCUCUCUGUCGAGGUCUGGAGCAGGUUCCUCAAGGGAAGCUCUGCCUAUGAGGAGGAGGAGAUACACAGGCUUGUGUAUUUUGGUGGUGUGGCACCAUCACUACGCAAAGAAGUAUGGCCCUUCCUGUUGGGACACUACCAGUUCACCAUGACUGAGAAAUCCAGGAUGGAGAUCGACGAGCAGAUGCGGAUCACGUAUGAGCAGACUAUGAAGGAGUGGCAGGGUUGUGAGGUCAUUGUCCUUCAGAGGGAGAGAGAGAAACACGCUGAGGCCAUCGCCAGGUGUUCGUCUGGAGCCAGUGUGGAAAGAGGACCCGUGCAGCGAGACUCCACCAUCAGCACAGAUUCGUCUCUAAGCAGCAGCUCAGAACAACAGACUACCCACUCACAGAGUGAUUCCAGCAGCAGCGCACAGGUGUUUGUAUCGGUUGAGACAAUGGAUCAGAUUGAGUCUGAGCCCAGGGCCGAGGAAGGGGAAGUACAGCACAGUAGUCCAGCGAAGGGAGUCACGAAUGGUGCUGCAGACUCUCCACAACCUCUCUCCUGCAACACCACCUCUCCAGUUCUGUCCAAUCCAGGUUUGGAAAACAGGCCUCUUGUAUCAGGGUCAGCUGUUGGAUCUGCAACAUCUCAGCCCACUGCUGAAGUAUCAGAUGUCUUAAUUGAGAAAAUUACAAAGGGAUCACAGCCAGGAGGGAUGGAUGCUUUGGAAUCAAUAGCCAAGGACAAAAUUUCAGAGAUGGAAAAGAUGGAGACAGUUUCACAAAAUGCAGUAGUUGAAGACAAUGGUGACAGUAAGUCAAAAGGGACAUUUGAAGCUGAAGACAAACCUGAAGUAGAAGAAAAAGAUAUAACAACAGAUGAUCAAUUGAAAGAUUCAAAAGCAGUAGACACAAAUAUGAAUAUAAGGUCUGCACCGGAGAACACUAAUGUCCUAAAGUUAGAAACAGAGAUUCAUAAUGAAUAUUUCCAAGCACCUCUACUUGGGCAGACCUUGACACUUCAAGCACACAAGAGCAAAGAUCUGGAAGUGGAGCCAUUGUGUCCACCCACAGCGGAAAAAGAUACAAAUCAUGACAUGGAAAAAAAGCCAGAGCUUACUGAAAGACCUCAAACGCCCCCUCAAAAAAAUCCAUCACAAAUGAUCAAGACCUGUGCCACAGAGUCAGAUAGAAAGGAAGCAGAAGCAGCAGUCUGUGACUUGGCUGAAACCAAAAAGGACAAGGCUGCAGAAAUUCCAUUCGACAAACCCGGUUCAAAUUCACCAGUCAGGCAAGUACUGAAUGCUCUUCAGUCAGCUUCAAGGGGGAGCCUUUCAUUAUCGUCCCACCCCCGGCAGUCUCCGGACACAGCCGAUUCAGACGACUCACCUUCUGCACUGGAAAUGGAGGACAUUCCUGUGGGGACCUGUGUAACGUCUGAGGAUAUUAAGGCCAGGCCCUUUGCAGGCCUUGCUGCGCCACCAAUCUCUCUGGCACAGAGAGAGAGAAUGGCGUCCGAGCGCCUUGUCCUAGAUCACCAUCUGGACACAGCUUGUAACACCAGUCCUGAGGGCACCGACCUGGGCCUUUCUGAGGAGGAGCCUGAGAUGGACAACGUGCUCACUGAACCGGAGUCUGCAGAGGUGGGAGGAGACACCAAACACGAUGAGUCCUCAGAAGAACAAACCUAUUCCCAAGAAACCCUGGACGUGUACUUGAUCAACUUACAUCGCAUUGACAAAGAUGUCAGACGUUGUGACAGAACAUAUUGGUACUUCACUCCUGAGAACCUGGAGAAGCUGCGCAACAUCAUGUGCAGUUACGUGUGGCAGCAUCUGGAUACAGGUUACGUCCAGGGCAUGUGUGAUCUGCUGGCUCCUCUGUUGGUUAUUCUGGACGAUGAGGUCAUGGCCUUCAGCUGCUUCACUGAACUGAUGAAGAGGAUGAACCAGAAUUUUCCUCACGGCGGCGCCAUGGACUCUCACUUUGCCAACAUGCGUUCUCUCAUCCAGAUCCUGGACUCUGAGCUGUUUGAACUGAUGCAGCAGAAUGGGGACUAUACGCACUUCUACUUCUGCUAUCGUUGGUUUCUACUGGACUUCAAAAGAGAAAUGGUGUAUGAUGACGUGUUCUCCGUGUGGGAAACCAUCUGGGCAGCCAAGCACACCUCCUCCGAGCACUUUGGGCUCUUCAUUGCUCUGGCGCUCGUGGAAAUGUAUAGAGACAUCAUCCUGGAGAAUAACAUGGACUUUACAGACAUCAUCAAGUUCUUCAAUGAAAUGGCCGAGCACCACAACGUCUCCCAGGUCCUGUUGAUGGCUCGAGACUUGGUCCAAAAAGUGCAGACUCUCAUAGAAAACAAGUGAUGCCCGGGGCGGUUGUUUAAUUCUUUUUCUUUCUGAAUUGUUUCAAGAAGCUGACACAACCACAUAGCCCUGUCAUCAAAAGGAAAGGAAUCAGUGCGAAUGAUCAGCAAGUGACGAAAAAAGAUAAUUGGUCAUUAAAAAAAAGGACUUUUUUCGAGAUAGUUGUACAACUACCCAUCUGCACUUGCUCCUGUCUAUAAUCAGGACAUGCAAUUGUUGCCUGUACAUUUAUUUUCUGAAGAGUUAUUGUGCACCUAGUGAAUGUAUCCUUGUUGAAACUGCUUCAGGAUGUUAUUUAGUUUGCCUUAAACUUAGCUAUUUUUUCAGGGAUACCGCAACCAAAUUCUUCACUGCAUUGACAUUCGUAAAUUCGUUAUAACUACCACACGUAUACAUUUUUUGAUACCCUUGAAUAUAUUUUCAGUAAUAUUACCUGGCAUUAUUAUAUGGUUUGUUUUUGUAAACAUUAGAUGUACUAGAGAUGAAGCUACUAUAGCUUCUUUCUCUGUCUGCCUUUGAUGCACACAAGAAAGCAAGAUAUACAGACUGAAGCUCUUUGCAGUCCUUCUUCUUUCAUAUACGGUAUCACAAUUUUUUUAAUGUUCCCCAAGUUCUCAUGCCAUGUGCUCCUUCUCCAUUGGUACAUUUGACUAAGGUGCAAUUUGGCUUGAUUAAUUUGGUCUUUCGCUGACUAUCCUAGCUUUUAUUUCUGCGCAGAUAAAUAUUUCUCUGGAAUUGACAUAUUCAAAUGGUUAAUACAGUUGUUCCGUUCGUUUUUCUUUCAUCCUCGACUAACCAAAUUUCACUGAAGAAUUCAGCUGUUGGUUCUUACAACAUAGUAUGAACUGCCAUGCUGGUUAAUUUGGGCUGGUGGAACAAUCAAAGGGGUGUGCAGUGCAGGCAGCGUGCUUCCUCUACACUUCCCAUAAACACUUUCAUAUCUCUUUCUGCCACCAUCUUGCCCUGUAGAUCUAGUUUGCCUUAGUCUUUUAACACGCUCUGGCCAGUUCCUUUUGAAUGCUGAAACUGACAACAUUGUACACAAUAAUUGUUGACAGUAUGGGUGCAUUUCUCUUCACUAUUACCUCAAGAUCUCUUUAUGUUCAUACCUGUUCAAAAUGAGCUCUUUCAUUUGAGGCUGGUUCAACUUUGACCAUUUGUCAUACACCUUCCUCGGUCACAUUUCUUGUCCCGUAAAGGACGUUUUUAAUUUGGAAGAGGAAGUUUGAAGUUGUCCACAGCCUGCUCACCUGGAUCUGGUGCUCUCAAGAGGGUUUGCCUCUUGGCCAGACGGAAAUGGUCACCGUUCCCUACAGGCCCUUUCUUAGCUUGCGUGAACGCAAUAACUCCCCACUCAGGAGUUUCUGCUCAGACUGUCCAUCAAUUGCCGCUGGGUGUGAUCUAGCCGAGGCCCCCAAUAAGUACCUGGCGUGUAACGUGUAAAGGGUCAGUUCAGUGAUAGCUAUUCAGUGGUAUGUAGCCAUGGAUUUAAUCUUUGUUUUAUGUGUGUAAAAUUUCGGAUGUAUAUCUUCUGACCUCAACUUAACACAGUGGAAGCGAAUGGAAUUUCGAAUUCAUUUAUUUCUUACAACAUUUAAUGGCACUGAAUCUGUAUAGUAUUGAGACUGUGUUUUGGGG